Molecule: messenger RNA, 3474 nt
Organism: Punica granatum (pomegranate)
Lineage: Eukaryota; Viridiplantae; Streptophyta; Magnoliopsida; Myrtales; Lythraceae
Source: RefSeq, a predicted model, not a curated record
UGACAUCAUCACUUCUUCAUUCAUUAUCCUCUCUCUCUCUCUCUAAAAUCUCCUCUUGUUUCUCUCUCCUCUCCCUGGGAUCUCUCCCUCCCUCCCUCCGCUUCCUUGUUUUCUGUUGAAUUGCAACCCCUAUAUUCUCUCCUUCUGAUUCUGUGCCAUACUUGGAUUCCGAAAAACUAAUUCGUUCUACAAAUUUUUUUGAUUUUUUUGAUUAGAUUGUACCAUAGGAGCCUUAGCUGCGCUACCCAUUUAUUGGCAGAAGGGUCAAAAUUAGAUUUUGUAAAAAAAAAAGGGGGGGGUUGUCAGCUCGUGUGUUUUUAGUAUUUCUCGAAAAACCCACAAAUUAGUUAGCUUUGAUUGAUUUUGCCUUCUACAGAGGACUGGUGAUUGUUAAUUUAAGGAGACCCACAACGAGACGACACAAAUUAGGAGCAGUUUUUAUCAUUUCCUUUUGGUCUGAUUCAAGUGGAGUUUUAUUGUAUUUGUUUGCUUCUUGGCGGUAAUUUGGUUAUGGAGACAAUUGGGACCAGAAAUUCAGGCGUUUGGGGCUCUUUCUGAAUAUUGGGUUGGAUAAUAUCAGAGCUUGAGGGGCUUAUGAUCAUAGCUGAAUUUAGGGAACCAAUCUAUUUGGGGUUCUGGGUGCUCAGGGUGUUGGUCUCUUGGGCUUUGGUGGGGAUUAUGAGGAAUAAUGAUGGGUCGAAGUCGCCUCGAUCGGGUCGUGUUAAUGGGUUCAUACCGAGCUCGUUCCGUGCGAUUUCGAGCUAUCUGAGGAUAGUUUCUUCAGGUGCUUCAACUGUUGCCCGGUCUGCAGCUUCUGUGGCGUCAUCUAUUGUGGAUAAGGAUGAUGAUGGUGCCCAUGAUCAGGUACUCUGGGCUGGGUUUGACAAGCUAAAGAUCGAGGGAGGCAUCAGUAGGAGAGUUCUCCUUCUUGGGUAUCGAUCAGGGUUCCAAGUUUGGGAUGUGGAAGAAGUGGACAAUGUCCGAGACCUAGUCUCGAGACACGAUGGGCCAGUUUCAUUCAUGCAAAUGGUACCCAAUCCCAGCUCUCUGAAGAAUGGAGAAGACAAGUAUGUAGAUAGUCGACCCCUACUUGUGGUUUGUGCUGACAGCUCUGGGGGCACUAAUAACUUCCAGGAUGGGUUCACGACUCAAACAAAUGGGAGCAUUCCUGGCGUCCACAAUGACCAAGGGAAUAUCACGUUUUUGCCAACCAUUAUUCGGUUCUAUUCCCUAAGGUCUCAGACCUAUGUACAUGUGCUGAAGUUCAGAUCAGUUAUUUACUCAGUGAGAUGCAGCGGUCGGGUUGUCGCAAUAUCUCAAGCAGUUCAGAUUCACUGUCUUGAUGCUGCGACAUUAGAAAGAACAUAUACUAUCAUUACGAACCCCAUAGUUCCGGGUUAUUUGAGCGCUGGUGGCAGCGUGGGCUACGGGCCUCUUGCAGUGGGCCCACGGUGGAUGGCUUAUAGUGGGAUUGCAAUAUCAGAUUCCCACAGUGGACGCGUCAUUCCAAAGCAUUUUACUUCCUCGGCAAGUUUCUCUGGGUUCCCUUCGCAUGGAAGCUUAGUUGCACACUAUGCAAAAGAAUCAAGCAAGCAACUUGCUGCUGGGAUUGUGACCCUUGGAGACAUGGGCUAUAAACAGUUGUCUCGGUAUUGCUCCGAGCUUCUACCUGACAACAGUACUCUUCAUUCAGGGGAUUCUGGGUGGAAGGUGGUCAAUUGUCACGUGCAAGAUGGAGAUAAUGUCGGAAUGGUGGUUGUCAGAGAUAUUGUCAGUAGAUCCGUGGUUGCCCAGUUUAGGGCACACAAGAGUCCUAUCUCUGCAUUAUGCUUUGAUCCUAGCGGGACCCUCCUAGUGACUGCAUCCAUUCAGGGUCACAAUAUAAAUGUUUUCAAGAUAAUGCCUGGCUGCUUCGAGGCAGGCAAAUCCUAUAUGCACCUUUACCAGCUCCAACGUGGCUUAACCAAUGCUGUUAUCCGAGAUAUUAGUUUUAGCAAUGAUAGCAGAUGGAUCAUGAUCAGCUCCUCAAGGGGGACAAGCCAUCUCUUCUAUAUAAACCCACAGGGUGGGCCUGUCAAUUUUCAUUUGCCCUCUUCUGGAGUUUCAGCCCAAAAUAAUGGGUUUAGUUAUUCUUGGACAACUGCUAACUGGGCUGCUAAUCCUGAAACUCAGAUCUUGAGCCAAAAUUUCCUCUGUGCAGCAGGACCCCCAAUCACUCUCUCUGCUGUUAGCCGAAUCAGAAAUGGGAGUAGCGGGUGGAGGGGUACGGUAAGUGGGGCAGCAGCUGCUGCAACAGGCAGAAUGAAUUCUUUCUCAGGUGCUAUAGCUUCUGUUUUUCAUGACUGCAAAGGGACCGAAAACUUUGGAGAUCGGAACUCUGAAAGGGCAAAGUUCCAGCUCUUGGUAUUCUCUCCUUCAGGUUCUAUGAUACAGUAUGCAUUGAGAAUCCCCAGUGGUGGUCUAGACCUGAUGAUGGGAUUAGAUAAUAGUCCAUAUGAGUCUGCAUCAGAUUCUGAUGGGAAGAUGUUGGUAGAGGCAAUCCAGAAAUGGAAUGUCUGUCAGAAGCAGAAUCGAAGGGAGCGGGAGGAAUCUCUUGAUGUUUAUGGCGAGAACAAUGGAAACAUGGACAGCAAGAAAAUAUAUCCUGAAGGUUUAAUUAAAGGGAAUUCUUUGUUCAAUGGAGUAGGAGAACAUGCGUCAAAAUUUAGGAGUACUGGUGAUGAGCACCAUCUGUAUAUUUCUGAGGCUGAAUUACUGAUGCAUCCUGCUCAGAUUCCAUUGUGGGCAAAGCCCGGGAUCUACUUUCAGUCAAUGACCGUGGAAGGGAUUGAAUCGGAUGAUCAAAACACUUUGGGAGGUGAAAUUCAGAUCGAGAGGAUCCCAACACGCACUAUAGAAGCCAGGUCGAAGGACCUGGUCCCAGUUUUCGAUUAUCUUAGAGCGUCCAAGGAUCACGCUGGAGUUCCAAAAUUGGAAAAAGCAAGGCUCUCAUUGGAGAUGAGCCCUCGCAAUGGCAUCGAAGAGGCUACUUUUGAUGGUCAUCUGAUGCCCCCGCCAGAAGAAAUCAAGCAUGGCGGACUUGUAAAUAACAGUGCCACAAUGAACUUAGAGGCUCGACUUAAUACUGCUGUAAAUAAUAGAGAAAAGUCGAAGCCAGAGGUUCCACUUAAGACUGUAAAUAGCGAUGAAGAAAGCUUGGGAAUGGAGAAUCAUUUUGAGGAGAAAGACGAAUUCGAUUAGAGGUGUGCAGUAUAUUCUUUUAUUCUCCACGGAGGCUCAUUCGAUGCGCAAAUCUGUUAUGGGUCACGAAGAUGUAAAGAAGAUAGGGAGUAAUAUAAUGAAUGUGUUUGGCUUUUUAAGUCUGUAAACAUUUGAAAAACUCUGUAAAUAACUGAUGAAUAUUCUUCCAGUAUAAUUGAUAUGGUAAUAUGUAAAUAUUAUGAUGUCUUUGUAUGUAUCACAAACGUUACAUGA